Molecule: messenger RNA, 1926 nt
Organism: Funneliformis mosseae
Lineage: Eukaryota; Fungi; Glomeromycota; Glomeromycetes; Glomerales; Glomeraceae
Source: the annotation of a GenBank genome assembly
AUGACAUCAUAUGGGAAUUAUGCGACGAAUACCUCAACUACUACUAAACGCAAGCGGAAAAGUCUUAGAAAGAAGGAAACAGUGUGUUACGCCGAAAGCUCAGAGACGGAUGCAAGUUCCGAUCCCGAUUAUGAGCCUGAGAGUGUUAAAAGAAAAUCCACCCGGAUAGAGACCGAUGAUUUACCAGACACAGAAAGCUCAACAGAGACGGAUGCAAGUUCCGAUCCCGAUUAUGAAGAGUCCGUGAGUACUAAAAAAAAAUCCACCCGGAUAAAGACCGAUGAUUUAUCGGAAUUUGAUCUCAUCUACCGUAAUCUUGAUUCCAAAAAAAUGUGGACUCUCAAAUCGUCUGGGCGUGUUGUCGAAAAAGUUAUUUAUGAUCAUGCAAGAAAAUUUAAACAUGAUUCCUACUUACACUCUUUCAUUAUAAACGAUGCUGAUGGAGUAGUAAAAGAACUAUUUAACAACGAUGAAUGGAAUGAAAUGUUUUCCUCCAAUCUCAAACAAGUACCAAAAAUCGAUAAAAAUAUUACGGAUCUCUUAAAAAAAUACACAGUACACGAUUUAUCCACCCUUCAAAAAGUUAUGUUUGAAAAAUUUUUUCCCGAUAAUGUUCCUUACUCAGCAGAUUUAGACUAUAUUAACCUUGCGUAUAGGUCCAUGUAUUCUCUAUGGAAAGGAGAAGAUGAUUUUACUUCAGCUCCAAAACUGGAGGGAUGGUUCGAAAUGAAUAUUUGGGCCCAUUUAAUAGAUCCUGCUUUUCGUGGAAUGGAAAUUGAAUUACGCAACAAUCGCCUUGAAUUUGGCGCAAUUGAAGCUGGGAGAAGCUGGGAGGGAACAAAAGGAACCAAGCUCCUAACGGAUUCCUUAAAAAUGUGUAAAAUGCUCAAAGACAUGUUAAACGAACUUGCAAGUGAAUGCAAUAUGAAAGAAGAUAUUGUAAGAAAGUUACAAGUAGCCGGGAUUCUCCAAGGAGCCAAUAUGAUGCAAGUAAUUACUGCUGAUCUUCCAAUGGGUUAUGUUACUCGUAUCCGUCGUCGAAAAUUUUAUGAAGUUCCUGGUUAUCUAAACAAGAAUCAACCGCUUGCAUUCAUUAUAAUGGAUGUUUUAUUUGUAAAAUCUAUAAUUAAGCAAACAUUUAACUUGAUUAAUGACGAGUCAAAAGUAGAUUUUCAACAUUUUCUCAAUGGCUAUUACGAAAAUGAUGGAUCUGAGACAACCCCUCAAAAUAGUGUAUCCCUUACAUCUUCUACUCAUACAACUCCUAAAAAAAAACGGGUUCAAGAUCUUCAAAAAAUAGCGAUUAUAAUAGUUAUAGUGAAUGACAGAGAUAAAUUUUUCGGUACUGCAUCGGAUGCACUUGUUGAAAUUAUAGAGAUUUUUAAGGAGUUUUCCAAAAAGUUCAUGGCUGAAUCAAGUUGGAAUUGGAUAAUUCGUUUUACUCUUGAACAACUCGGUUGGAAAAAUAUGAGUAGAGAAGAAAGAUUGUUAGCUUUUAUACAUGAAGUGUCAACUGAAGUGAUGGAAAUUGAUAGCAAUUCAUCAGAAGUAAUCCCUCAGGACCAGCCCUCAGUGAUUCUACGAAAAUUAUCUCGAAGAGUCGGCAAGGCCGAUUCCAAUUCCAUCUAUUGCUAUUACGAAUUUGGUUUAGCACUAACCCUUUGUCUCAAUGAAUUAAUAGGGAAAGGGCAAAAGAGAGCACAACAUGCAUUAAAUAAAGAGGUUCAGAAUUAUUUACCACCUGGCACUUCUCUAGCCGUGGCAAAAGAUAAAAUUAAAAAGGCUAGAAAAAUGGUUAAACUUUUUAUUGAUGAUCCAUCUAGAAUUCAAUUUGUUCGUUCAUUUUCUGUAGACCAGCUCUCGACUUUUAAUGAAGACGAUAUCAACUUUAUAAAAUCAAAAUUACCAAAGCCUGGGGCGCCAUGA